AUGUAUGUGGCGUCCACUGCUGUAUAUCUGGCAGAAAUUGUAAAGAUAAUUGCAUGCCUUGCAGUAAUUUUAUAUCAAGCAAGAUCAUUUAGACGAUUUUGGUAUAUAGUGCAAAAAGAAAUUCUUGGACAACCCCAUGAAACAUUGAAAAUGUUCAUUCCAUCUGCGUUAUACGCAUUGCAAAAUAAUUUAUUAUACGUGGCAUUAUCAAAUCUCGAAGCGGCCACAUUUCAAGUCACAUACCAGAUGAAGAUCCUUUCAACUGCGAUAUUCUCUGUUGUACUUUUAGAACGAAAAAUUACAAACUUUAAGUGGUUUGCAUUGGUUCUGUUAAUGAUUGGAGUAACUCUCGUACAAUUGCAAACCGUUACCCCAGUGAAAUCAACGACUAAAACCUUUAAUACAAAUGGUUUUAAAAAAGAGUCAAAUGUGGCCGCCACUACUGCAGCUCAAUUGCUCUUGGCACAAAAUCCAUUAAUAGGACUAUUUGCAGUUAUAACUUCAUGUGUUUCAUCAGGAUUUGCCGGAUGUUACUUUGAAAAGAUCUUAAAAAAAACCGAAACAAGUAUGUGGAUUCGAAAUGUUCAAUUAGGAAUCACUGGUGCCCUAUUUUCUCUUAUUGGCAUGAUUUUUUACGAUUCCUAUGCAAUAAUGAAUGAUGGAUUCUUACAAGGGUAUGAUUCACUUACUUACGCUGUAAUAGCUAAUCAAGCGUUAGGUGGUCUUUUAGUGGCAAUUGUGGUAAAAUACGCUGACAAAUAUAAUUUAUUAGAAGAAAUGCCGGCGGUAUUUGACGAACGUGCUUUUGUUGAGCGAGAUAUAGGUCAAGACAUAAAAAAUCGCAUAACUCCAUCAAAAGAUGAAACUAUUACUUUAAUAAUUAUUGGAGUUUACAUACUUAUCGAAGGGAUUAAGAUUGAUCCUGACGAAGGUAUUACUGUUUUUUUCGUACUAAUUAUUGUUGCUUUAUGGAUUAUUGAGAAAGGCGUGGGAUUAAGAUAUUUUGUGCUGUUUGUUGG
Racocetra fulgida is the source of this 1019-nucleotide messenger RNA. NCBI's taxonomy places the organism in Eukaryota, Fungi, Glomeromycota, Glomeromycetes, Diversisporales, Gigasporaceae. The record is from the annotation of a GenBank genome assembly.